Nelumbo nucifera (sacred lotus) is the source of this 2891-nucleotide messenger RNA. RefSeq names its product BTB/POZ domain-containing protein At5g66560-like. The record is from RefSeq and is a predicted model, not a curated record. Lineage: Eukaryota; Viridiplantae; Streptophyta; Magnoliopsida; Proteales; Nelumbonaceae. Gene Ontology annotation, molecular function: protein binding.
CCAUUUGUCCCAUCUGCCCAUCUGCCUCUGGAAUCCCUUCUGUAUUCUAAAUAAAGUUUCCUCUUUUCGCCCUCCCUCACUCUCAAUUAUUUUCUUUUUUUUUUUUUUCUUUCUUUUUCAUGUUCGUUACUGCUUACUGGCUUCUCUCACCGCAGAAGCCGCGAACCAUUUCUUUCUCUCUUGAGUUCUUCCCUUUUUCUUUUUUUGUUUUAUGCUCAAAAGCAAAAGAAGAUUCAGUUAAGUCGAUUUCCACUUGCUUACUGGAGCAGUAUCCUUGCUUUAAAUCACAGGGAUCGUUACUUGGAGAAGAUUUUCGGUUUUCCCUUCUGCAUCUUGUUCAUCUAUUGUUGGUUUGAUUGUCUGAGUGAGUGAUCUACUUGGUCAAGAGGGGUUUUUGGGCUUCUCCCAGAAACCUCCGAUGCAGUCUCUUUUUAGGGUUAACCGCUUCUAAGAUUUUUCCCCUUUCCAGUAAUUUUAUGGAGUUAUUUUGCUGUAGUGCAUAGGGGUACCUUUCUUGGUUCAAUCUUCUUAUUCUAAAGAAAAACUUUUAGAAAGCUCGUAUUCUUUCCUCUUACUUUCCGCUGAUAUGGAAAACUCGAGCUCCAAAGGCCAGGCAUGGUUUUGUACUACGGGGUUACCUAGCGACAUUGUGAUCGAAGCAGACGACAUGACUUUCCACCUCCAUAAGUUCCCUCUUAUGGCGAAAAGUAGAAAGCUUCAUCUGAUGAUAACCGAACAAGAAGCCAACGUUGCUAGAAGUCGAGAAGAACUCGAAGGAAAUGAUGCCGAAGUUGACGUUGAGAUUGAAGAGGAACCCUGCUACAUAUCCCUCCCGGAUUUUCCGGGCGGUUCUGAGACAUUUGAGACCGCCGUAAAAUUCUGUUACGGCGUCAAGAUCGAUCUCACGUCUUGGAAUGUGGCUCCUCUUCGUUGCGCAGGAGAGUAUCUGAUGAUGACCGAGGACUUCUCAGAAGAUAACUUAAUCUCCAAGACCGAGAGGUUCCUCUCUCAAUUGGUUCUCAGGAACAUCAAAGAAUCCGUGAGGACCCUAAAAUCGUGUGAAGCAUUGAUACCACUGGCAGAGGAGCUAAGCAUUCCUCAGAGAUGCAUCGAUUCGAUCGUGGCGAGAUGGUCGGUGAAUGAGGGAGCCAGCACAGGCUCGACUAGGUCUUCGAAUCAGAACAUAUUGAAUGGAAUUGAUACCGGGACACGCCGAAAGAGUAAGAGCAAGAACACCGCCGCCAGCAAUGCCGAACCCUGGUUCGAAGAUCUAUGCAUUUUGAGCUUGCCGGUGUACAUGCAAGUGAUUUCUGCUAUGAAAGCUCGAGAUAUAAACUCGGAAAUCAUCGAGAGCUCUCUGCUAUCCUACGCAAAGAAAUCAAUUCCAGGUCUGUCGCGUUCCAAUAGGAAACCAUCCUCGGCAUCCAUUGCUUCUGAGGCGGAGCAGAGAGAGCUUCUGGAGACGAUAAUUACGAAUCUGCCCCAAGAAAGGAGCUCGAGGUCACGCUCGGGAUCAUCUUCAUCUACAAUGACGAGGUUUCUGUUUGGGUUAUUAAGGGCGGCGAAUAUAUUAAACGCCUCAGACGAUUGUCGAGCUGCUUUGGAGAGGAAGAUAGCGUCACAGCUGGAGCAGGCGACGCUGGACGAUCUCUUGAUCCCGAGCUACUCAUAUCUGAUAGAGACACUUUACGACGUCGAUUGCGUGGGUAGGAUUUUGGGGUAUUUCUUGGAGGGUCUAGAAGAGAGACCGGAGAUUGGAGUGGAUGGCCACGGUGACAAUGGAGUAGACGGUGCUAGAUCGUCCGGAGUGAAUCCGGUGAUGUUGGUCGGAAAAUUGAUCGAUGGUUAUCUGUCAGAGAUUGCUUCCGACGCCAAUUUGAAGCCGGAAAAGUUUUGGGAACUGGCGGUCGCACUUCCCGAUCACGCCAGACUCUACGACGACGGCCUCUACAGAGCCGUUGAUGUUUACCUCAAGGCGCAUCCAUGGAUAACGGAGGAAGAGCGAGAUAAAAUCUGCGGUGUGAUGGAUUCCCAGAAGCUGACGUUAGAGGCCUGCACCCACGCAGCACAGAACGAGCGCCUCCCCUUAAGGGCGGUGGUGCAGUUCCUAUUCUUCGAGCAGCUGCAGCUCCGUAACGCCAUUGCCGGCUCUAUACUUACCGCUGACAUCAUCCCGCCGGAUUCCGCCGGAGCGGGAUCCUCCGUCUUACAGCAUCAACAAGAAGAGGUAGAAGAAGAAGAAGAAGAAGAAGAAGAAGAAGAGGAGGAGGAGGAGGAGGAGGAGGAGGAGGAGGAGCAACGACAGCAGCAGCAACAACACUGGCAACAGCUGCAACUUGCCUUGGCGGCACCUGGCGGAGAGAGCAGUAACACGUGGAGGACGGCUAUUCGAGAGAAUCAGGUGUUGCGGCUGGACAUGGACACUAUGAGAUCUCGGGUGCACGAGCUGGAGAGGGAAUGCUCCACCAUGAAGAAGGCCAUAGCCAAGAUCGAUAAGGUGGGGCCACAGGGAGCUUCUGGGUCCGGAUCCGGGUCUGGGUCUGGGGGUUGGAGGAACUCGCUAACGAAAAAGUUGGGAUGCAAAUUCAAAACCCAAGUGUGUGAUUCCCAUGAACGAACGGUGAUUGAAUCCAGGAAGCAGGGAAAACAGCAUCAUCACCAACACCAACAACCAACAAAUUUCUUGUAGCCUUUCUAAUAUUAUGUAUGUAUAGUAUAUGGCUUUUCUUUCUUAAUUUAUUUGAAUUUGAUAUUUAUCUUUUUCCUUCUUAAUUGAAGUGGGGGUAUAUUCUAUUCUACCAUCCACCGGGAGCUUGUGUAUGUUUUCUUUUUAAGAUUCUUCCUCGUCUUAGAAAUUUUUUCAAUAUUUAGUCGAAGUAACAGUUUCAACA